UAGGUUUGUUAAACAGUAAUGCACAUCCAGUUACACGUACAGCGGCAAUUGCAAGUAAGAAUUAUAUACAUCUAUGUAUUAUAUUUUAUAUAUUAUGAUAUCACUUUUAUAGAUAUCGAUGGUGUAGCAGUAUUGGAUACGGUUGCAAAAAGUGGAUUGCGUGAAAGUAUGUAUUUAUAUAGUAAAUAUAUCAUGUUUAAUUAAAAAUUUUAUUAUAGGUGAUAACAACGCGUUUGAUGAUAAUUUAAUGUAUGAAGACAGUAGUGAUGGCUAUUGUAUUGAUGUGUUGGAUAAGGUCGAACAUAAUGAAAUGUGUAAAAGUAUGUUAUAUUAAAUAUGUAUAUCUUGAAUCACCAAUUUAUUUAUUUUUUUUUUUUUUUUUUUUUUUUAGGCAAUAACAAUAUUACAUUUGAAGACGACAAUGAUUGUUAUUGUAUUGAUGUAUUAGAUAAAGCGGAAUAUAAUGGAUUAUGCAAAAGUAUUAUAUAUUUAUAUAAUAUCAUAAAUAUAUAUUGAUUUUAUUUAUUUUUUUUUUAGCUGAUAAUGAUGAAAUGAUUGAAAUAGCCCCAAAUAUUUUAGUCGAGAAUAAACAAGCUGAAUGUUCAAAACAAAGUACAUAUACAUAUAUAAUAUGAAUAGAUCUUUUUUUUUUUUUUAUAAAACUUAUAAAUUAUUUAGGUAAACGUGUACAUAACGAAAAUUCAAAUGGAGUCGCUAAAAAGAAACGUAUGGAAACGAUUACAUCAUCGACAUUUGUUGAAACAAAGUCAGCGUUUGACGGAUUGUGCAAAGAAUAUUUUAAAAAAAACCCUGAUUGUAUUAAAAAAGUUAGAGAUUUUUUAGACAAUUCAAAGCCAGAGAUAUAUGCUAUACUAAUCAAUUCAAUUAAAAACUCUCCUGUAAAGUAUAAUAUUAAAUUAGAGGCCACAUAUAUUAUACCUAAUACAGAUACGAAAGAAAAUAGAGCAUUUAAAACAAGAUCAAGAUCAUUAUUUCAAUCAGACGAUGUCAACAAUGUUUUAGAAUCAGAUUUUAUUGAGAUCUUACAAGAACAAGAAGAUAUGGAACUUAAGGGCAGUGGCUUUUCAUUAGAGAGUAUAGACGGUAUUAUAUUAAACGUAAAUGUAUAUAAACCAUUAGGAGGUUCGUCUUAUAUACCACUUCCGGCAUUUAUAGAGAGGAAAAAGGCAACAAUUAACGUUUUAAACUUUGACGAAAAAUGCUUUAAAUAUAGCAUUUUAGCCAAACUAGUAAAUCCUGUUCAUGCUGAAAGAAUAGGAUCUAAUUAUGUUGAAGUAGAGAACAGGUAUAAUUUUAAAAAUGUAAAUUUCCCGGCUUCAUUAAACGAUGUUGUAAAAUUUGAAAAAACAAAUAAAGUUUCAGUUAAUAUAUAUAGUUUAAAAAACGGAGAGCUCAAAUAUAAAAAUAACGUAAAAAAAAAAAAUUCAAAAAGAAUAAAUUAUACCACAACAAAACCUGAACAAACUAUAGUUUAUCCAGUAAAAGUAUGCGAGGAAGAACUUGAUGAUCAUCAUGAUUUAUUAUUAUUUGGCGAUGGGACGGGAAAACAGCAUUAUUGUCGUAUAACAAAUUUAGCAAAGUUAAUCGGAGCGCAACUAACAAAAAACGGACACGCUAUGUCAUUAUGUAAACGGUGUUUUAAGACCUACUUUGGUGUUAACCGUUGCGGGGUUACCGCAGAACAACGCCUUAAUAACCACAAAUUAAAUUGUAAUAAAAAUAAGCCACUAAUACCAUUAUUACCACGUCCUAAUACGUACAUGAAGUUUGAAAAUUGGGAACGUACACGCAAACAUCCAUUUUCAAUUUAUGCAGACUUUGAAUCAAUAUUAGAAAAAAAUAGUAAUAAUGAUUCAAAUAAUACAAACAUUAUUCACCAUCAUGAUGUCAUGAGUUAUUGCUAUUAUGUCAAGCCGAGUGAUGAUAUACCAAAAGAAUUGUUAGACAAAUAUGAUAUAGAGAUGGGACCAGUUGUGUUCAGAGGAGAUUCGAGUUUUAACAGAGGUGAUGUUGCAAAGAAAUUUAUGGAAGAAAUUGUUAAAGUUGCCCUUAAAAUAGAAAAAAUAUUUAACGUCAAUGUGCCGAUUGUAAUGACUGAUGAAAAUAAAAAAAAUCAUCAAAAUGUCGUCGCUCAAGGAUCAUGUCCAUUAUGUAAAUCGAAAUUUAUCAAAACUCAAAAUAAUGCUGUUAAAGAUCAUGAUCAUUUGACUGGAAAGUACAGAGGGACUGUAUGCAGUAAAUGUAAUUUAUUAAUGGAAAAGCCUAGUUUCGUUCCAAUUUUUUUUCAUAACCUUUCCGGUUAUGAUUCACAUUUUAUUGUCACGCAGCUAGGUUUUAAUACAAAAUCGAUUACCGUUAUACCAAAUACCGAAGAGAAAUUAAUAUCCUUUACAAAAUACAUAUCAAAUACUUUUCAAAUUCGUUUUGUUGACACUUUUCGUUUUAUGUCAACUAGUUUGGAGAAACUGGUAAAUAAUUUAGCUAAAGGAGAUACAUUAAAAUUUAGAGAUACCAGAAGAGUGUUUAAUAAUAAUGAUAUUGAACUGGUAACCAGGAAAGGUGUAUAUUGUUAUGAGUAUACGGAUAGUUGGGAGAAAUUAAGUGAAACGGCACUACCAUCAAAAGAACACUUUUACAGUACAUUACACGAAUCGCAUAUUGACGAUGCAGAUUAUGAACAUGCAAUACGGGUAUGGGAACACUUUAAUUUAAAAACCCUUGGUGAAUACAGUGACUUGUAUAUCAAAGUUGAUGUGAUGCUUCUCUGCGAUGUUUUCGAAAACUUUCGAGACUUAUGUUUGGUUACGUAUGGUUUGGAUCCUAAUUACUAUUAUACUGCACCUGGGAUGUCGUUUGACUGUUGUUUGAAGAUAACUGAAGUACAGUUAGAACUUUUGUCGGAUUAUGAUCAAUUAUUAAUGACUGAAGCCGCAAUUCGAGGGGGUCUCACACAAGCAAGUAUGCGAUAUGCUCAGGCGAACAACAACAAGGUUCCCGAUUAUGACUCCACAAAGCCAGAUUCGUGGAUUGCAUACCUGGACGCAACAAAUCUGUUUGUACUGUUUUUUUUUUUUUUUUUUUACA
Molecule: messenger RNA, 3105 nt
Organism: Aphis gossypii (cotton aphid)
Lineage: Eukaryota; Metazoa; Arthropoda; Insecta; Hemiptera; Aphididae
Exons: 1
Source: RefSeq, a predicted model, not a curated record